This is a messenger RNA of Gadus chalcogrammus (walleye pollock), 3490 nucleotides long. It is a transcript of the gene iqcb1, whose product is annotated as IQ motif containing B1. Gene Ontology annotation, cellular component: cilium. NCBI's taxonomy places the organism in Eukaryota, Metazoa, Chordata, Actinopteri, Gadiformes, Gadidae. Gene Ontology annotation, biological process: cilium assembly. Bases 143 to 1957 code for a protein of 604 amino acids. The transcript has 14 exons. Gene Ontology annotation, molecular function: calmodulin binding. The record is from RefSeq and is a predicted model, not a curated record.
ACGAAAGAGAUUAAACGUCUUAUUCCGAUGACGAAAGACAUCGUCGCAUGUUGGAUAAUAAUAUAUUAAGCCAUUUACAUAUCUAUGAUGUCUAUAUAUAUAUAUAAAUAUACAUUUGACCAACCUGACUGAGAUUAAAAACAUGGAAAAUAAAGUUGUUGUGGAGCUGAAGAAUCUGGUUGACGACGCGACGUUAGCUCCUGAAGAGAAGACGACUUUAGUCCUCCACACACUGCGAGAGGCCCUGACCAGGGGGUCGGUCGGUCCAACCCAGGACCUGGCCGGUCUGAAGAGGCGUCUGGUCGACGCCCACAUCCUGGACUUCUGCUUAGCAGCCAUGAGCCUGGAGCAUGUUACCAUGGAGACUGAUGCACUGCAGCCGGAGAGCCUCACCAUGGAGACCUGGAGGAACGCUGUGCACCUGGGCCAGAUCCUCAGUUCCUGCUGUGUGGGGGCGGAGCCUGACAAAGACCAGAAGGCAUUCUACAGGCUGCUGCCGUCGGUCAUGGAGGGACUGCUUUCAUUGGCUUGCAGGCUGAUGACUCAAGUAGCAGAGAGAACAGAGUGUCUCUCUCUCUAUAGGACGGUAAUGGAUUCGGUGGGGUGGCUCCUCGGGGCCCACAGCUGUCUCACCCCUCAAGUUCUGAGCUCUCUGUAUUAUGAGAGGAUGCAGGUGUGCGAUGACGUCAUCAUCUCUCUGGUCUGCGUUUCACUGUGGAGUCAAAUCUGCAGAACCAGCAGUGACUUCCUGUCGGGGUUGAGUGACGACUCCGUGCUCCUGUUGAUGAACGACGCUGUCGGCCAGUUGGCUGUCAGCUCUGACAACGCAGUGGGCGGAGCUUGCAUUGGCUUGCUUGUCCUAAUAGCCAAUCAGCUGGACAGGCCACGCCACGCCCUCCUCCGCACCUUCCCAGGUUUGGACCGCCUUCUCAACAAAGACUGGAGGAGGCGGGGCUUCAAGCAAGAGGUCGAUCAGCUCAUUGCAAUCCUUCAUUCUGAUUGGCCCACAGCAGAAAACACCCAGGCGUGUUGUGAGCGCGUGCGGGCCGCCUGUGUGAUCCAGGCCGCGUGGAGAGGUCAUGUGACCAGAAAUAGAAUCAAGAACCUGCCCAGAGCGGUUGGCCUCCUGCAGAGGAAAUACAGGGCGAAGGUCCAUCAGCGAAAACUUCUGGAACAGACGAAUCGUUGGGAAGCAGAGCUCAAAUACCAGGUAUAUUUGAGGAGACAACGAGCCAGAAGGCGUUUCCACCAGAAGCAGAAACAGCUGCUUCACCUUCUACCAGCUGCGCUGGUCCGGAGGUACCAGCACCAGCUGGAGGGUUCUGCUGCCGUGGCGAUCCAGAGAUGGUGGCGAGGGCACCGGGAGGAGAGGAGCUUCCACACACUCCGUCACGCACACACACAGCACCGUGCAGCGAGCACCCUGCAGAGAGCGGUUCUUAACUUCCUGAGGAAACGCAGAGGUUUGAAGGCCCCGCCCACGUGCUUUAAAUUGAUUGGUCUGACGGACAGACGAAGGGCGGAGCUAAAUAAAGAGGUUGAGCACUAUGUUCGUCAUAAUCCGUCGUGCGCUGUGUCCCAGCAGGCCUGCGGUCAGCUGUUCCUCCAGACCCAGAGCCUCCUCCUCUCCGCUGACCUGGAGCUCCACGCCCGCCGACAGCAGCACAGAGACGCCCUGCUGGCCCACACCAACACACAGCUGGACCUGCUGGCAGACGCCCCCUCCCUGGGGGUUGCCACGGCUACAGAGGUGCAGGUCUUCCACAGUCGCUCCGGGCCGGUGGCGGCCUGGGCCCAGCACUCCCAUGAUGCAUUGCUGCAGGCUGGCAGCCGGCCCUGGUGGAACAGCUGGCUGGAUAACCCUGAUGACCUCACUUCCCCUCUAAGUCCCGCCUCUCAAGUAGAGCUGGAAGUCGGGUUGGAUUCUGAUUGGAAGUUUGAUUGUCCAGUAAUUUAAGAUAUUCAACACAUCAAUUAAAACCUUGGUUAAUCCUAAAGUAUUUGAAUCUGUUACUUUACCUUGAAUGUUUGCAUUAGAGCUAAGAAAAAGGUUAAUUUAAGUUAACUUAGUGCUAGCAUUAGAGGUAGACCAGGUUAAUUUAGGUUAACUUAGUGCUAGUAUUAGAGGUAGACCAGGUUAAUUUAGGUUAACUUAGUGCUAGCAUUAGAGGUAGACCAGGUUAAUUUAGGUUAACUUAGUGCUAGUAUUAGAGGUAGACCAGGUUAAUUUAGGUUAACUUAGUGCUAGCAUCAGAGGUAGACCAGGUUAAUUUAGGUUAACUUAGUGCUAGCAUUAGAGGUAGACCAGGUUAAUUUAGGUUAAUUUAGUGCUAGCAUUAGAGGUAGACCAGGUUAAUUUAGGUUAACUUAGUGCUAGCAUCAGAGGUAGACCAGGUUAAUUUAGGUUAACUUAGUGCUAGCAUUAGAGGUAGACCAGGUUAAUUUAGGUUAAUUUAGUGCUAGCAUUAGAGGUCGACCAGGUUAAUUUAGCUGUUAGUGCUAGCAUUAGAGGUAGACCAGGUUAAUUUAGGUUAACUUAGUGCUAGUAUUAAAGGUAGACCAGGUUAAUUUAGGUUAACUUAGUGCUAGCAUUAGAGGUAGACCAGGUUAAUUGAGCUGUUAGUCCUCAUUAGAGGUAGACCAGGUUAACUUAGCUGUUAAUGUAAUCGUGAUGUAUCAUCCCCUCCAUUUUGGAAUAAUAGGAGCCUUGGAAUGGCUUGUGAUGAUGCUCUUUAUCAUACAUCAUUUGUACGCUUAAAUUACGCACCCAGGGUAUCUGCAGGAUUCACAAGUCAAAUUGAAGACUUUUUAAACGAUAUUUAAGACCUAAAACACGCGAUGGUGGGGGUUGGCAACAGACGCAAGCCAACUUCGGAAACGGACGUCUUCCAGCAAAGCAUUGUUUAAAAAGUGCAUUAUACAUUAAGUUAUGGUACUUAUACAGAGAAUAGACAAUAGGGAACGCCCCAUUUCUGAACGGCUCUGGGUCUGGAAGUAGAUCUCUCCCAUUUAUUUUUCUGCAUUGACUUCAGAAAGUGUGUGUGUGUGCGGUUCUACCGUUUUUAAAACAUGUGAGUUCAGUUACGUGCUCUUUCAACAUGAUGCACUCCUAGCCUUUAUCCGACCCAAACUACUACAUAGCACUGCUAUAUCAUAUAGGUUUUAUUUGAUUUAUUCUUACUACUCACUGCGGCAGACAAGAUUAGUACAACUCUCUCAGCUAACUAGCGAGCAUGCUAAGCUUACCAAUGCCCUGUAGUCUUCUCCUUCACACUGGUCCCCACUCCAGUCCGACCUGUACUGGUUUCCUCCCAGUGGACGCUGGUCCUCACUCCAGUCCAGUCUGACCCGUACUGGUUUCCUCCCAGUGGACGCUGGUCCUCACUCCAGUCCUGUCCGACCUGUACUGGUUUCCACCCAGUGGACGCUGGUCCUCACUCCAUUCCAGUCCGACCUGUACUGGUUUCCACCCAGUGGGCGCUGGCCCUCA